This is a messenger RNA of Filobasidium floriforme, 3699 nucleotides long. RefSeq lists its product as uncharacterized. Lineage: Eukaryota; Fungi; Basidiomycota; Tremellomycetes; Filobasidiales; Filobasidiaceae. Gene Ontology annotation, molecular function: RNA polymerase II cis-regulatory region sequence-specific DNA binding; DNA-binding transcription factor activity, RNA polymerase II-specific. Gene Ontology annotation, cellular component: chromatin. The record is from RefSeq and is a predicted model, not a curated record. The transcript has 7 exons. Bases 233 to 3613 code for a protein of 1126 amino acids. Gene Ontology annotation, biological process: regulation of transcription by RNA polymerase II.
CUACGGCCUCACCACAUACACAUCGCCAGCCUUCACUCAGUUUAAUCUUCGGAGAAACGGUACGACCGAUGCCCCACCUCAUCGCAAAGGCUCGGCGUUCGACAAAGUAGAUCUCGUCGAACAAGGUGGACCGCGACAGGUAGAAGUGCCCCGCCCUGCAGAGUACCUCGUGUCUCGACGCAGCGUCGCGAAGUGGAACCAUCGGACCCGCAAGUUCCUCAUUCGUCAAACUAUGGAGACAGACAGUCCCACCGGAUAUGGCCGUACGAGAAGCGACGACGGUAUAGGAGGUCUUGCGCAGGACAAGGUCGGCGACGGCUCACCCGAACAGACGGGCAAGCUGCCAAAGGCCGUCAUCAACGCUGGGGUCUACAAACACAAGUGUUCGUUUUGCGAUUCCACGUUUCAAAAGACGGAACACCUUCGAAGGCAUGAACGCAGUCACACGAAAGAACGACCGUACGAGUGUCCGGAAUGCGGCAAGAAGUUUACGCGUGCGGAUAGCUUGGUGCGGCAUGGCAGACUGCACGAGUUGAACGGAGGAGGGGUCUCCAUCGACGAUGUAGAGCGACAACGUGCUAGCGGGUCGGGAGAGGCAUCUCGAGGUUUUGCGAGGCCGUCAGAGGGGUCGAGACAGGAAGGGGAAGUCGAUCGCAAGGGCAGCCUGAUGAUGCCUCAAGAGUCACGGGCUUGGUCGAGUUCGAGUCGGUCCAUCAGGCUGCCUGGAGACGAUGCGCAAGUCGAACCGCCAUCGAAACGCAGGAAGCCAAAUGAUGAGCCGUCGACCUCACACACUCGACAAGCUCUAGGCCGAAACAACUCCGAGACAUCGAAUAUGGGCGCGAGAAUGCCUGGAUCGAGCUCAAGCGCCUCGUUUCAUUCGCAAGAACCAUCCCAGCUGUUGGAAGCCAACCCGACAGCGCUGCUGCGUGCAUCAGCCGUCAUGGAUGGGAUGCCAAUGUAUUCCACUCCAGGCGCAUUCGAUUCGCCCAACUCCAACUUUUCUCACGCCUACGGACCGAACGGGACGAUCGAUCGUCUUUCCAACCCGGAUCCGACCAAUCGUCAUCUCGGUGCCCCCACCUCCGCAUUGAUGUUUGCUAGAAACCUCGACCCACACCUCUCGGGACACUUGCUCGACCACAUCAGGAACCCUCAGGAUAAUUACGCGACGUCGUACCGUACGCCUCAAUCGGAUGGGGAUUGCAACUCGACGCCAACGUCGCUCAUGGAUCACUUGGGUCAAUUUGCGGAUCGCGCCAAUAGUAUGGGAGAUUCCCAAGGGCCGACCUUGGGACUACACGUCGAGACCCCAUAUCCGGGUGGUCCACCUUUCAAUGCCGAUUCGGUCAUAGAACCUCUGACUAUGAAUGCUCAGGAAAACAUCCUAGGCAUACCGACGUCGAGAGAUGGCGCCGCCGGACUCGAUAUAGAUAGCAGUUUCAAUUUCGAGAGCAACGCGUAUGGUUUGCCGAUGGGUUUCGGGAUCGAGGAGACUUCGGACCUGGACCUCUUGCAGUUCUUGGCGUCAGAUACGUCGAUCGCGUUUGCACAUACCCUCAUACCCGAAUACACGACGUAUACAAGGCACAAUUCACCCGGUCCCUCCAAUCCCACCGUUCGACGCACUUCACCCCUCAGUCCUAUGCGCUUCCCUGCGGACCCUCUCAUCGAUCCAUCAAUCACCUCGUUCUCAUCGGUAGGCGGUAACGAUCCGAUGCAGACGGAUUAUCCACAGCACGUGUCGCUGUCGCCAAAGAUGGCUGCGUUGUGGAAGAACUUGAUCACGACUGGUGUCGCCGAAUCGCAGGACCAGUUGCGGAUACCUACAGAUACAGUCAGAGGUAUUUCGCGCAGUGCUACUCCUCCUGCUACUCGGACGGCUCAGUUAGAUGGAUCACAAGCGAACGCACGAGAUGAAGGUGGGCAGGGCGCUAGCGUCACGAGCGAGUCCCACAUCGCUGGUGAAAGGGGUCGUCCACAGGACGCCAUUACAGAAGCGAAGCAUCUGAUAUCCGACCUGUCUUUCCACUUGUCGGCAUCCACGUCUCCGCUUUCCUCGGCGUUUCUGGAUAAAGGCCUGAAACUCUUCUUUACGAGGUUCUUGCCUACCUUUCAGGUGAUCCAUCAACCGACGUGGUCCCUCAAGUCGGCUUCCGCGUCGCUAUCGAUCAACCUCAUAGCCCUUGGGACACUAUACAUGACCGAGGACGGGGAUAGAGCUAAGGGCGAGGCUCUCUGGAGGCUGGUCUACAAAGGCUGUUGCAUUUCGUGGGAGCGUUUGAUAGAAUUGCGAGCUGGACCCGGAGACCCUACACGUGGCACUACGCUUUGCCAGACUAUCCUUUUGGGUCAGAUUUACGCUGCCCUAGCCGAACGCAACAGUAUGAGAGCGUCCCCGUACACCUUCCAGGGAUUUGGUUUGAGAAUCGCUCGACUCGCUGGGAUCUUCCGGAUACCAAAGGCGGCCGCGGAUGACUUCUUGCCGAACGACGGGGACUGCUCGCAGAUCGAACUGGAAAACGCCUUCCGCUCCUGGGCCUCUUACGAGUCCCAGCUUAGGGCCGUACUGGGGCUUUACAUCGUGGAGGGACAAUUUGUGCAGCUCUAUCGCGUCCCGCCAACAUCGUCACACCUAUCGAACCCUUUCGUGAGCGCUUGUGAUGAUCAACUGUUUUGCGCGCCCAACGCUCGAGCAUGGAAGGCCAUACUGCUAAAAAGGCAACGGGACCAAGACCGACGUCGUGAAAAUACGUUCUCCGCCAUCUACCGCCACCUAUUCAAUGAGCAGUAUCCGAACGCUCGGUUUGAGCUCGGUCUCGACCUUCCCUCCAUCUCGAAAAACGUUCUCUUGACAGGUUUGCACACGGUCAUCGCGCAAUUGCGUGAGAGUAAAGCGCAAGGCCUGCUAGACGAUCAUCGGUCUCCAAUCAACCUUCAUCUUGGCUUCAAACGCCUGUAUGGCGUUUUGCUAUCCAACCCUCAAAGUGCCUCCAUGGAGGCGAGCAGUCUACGUAUGGGCUGGCACUCUGCCUACAUCGAGUUGCUGCUCGUGGAAGCGCUGUCACCACAGGAUCUCCUCACGGCUGCCAAUAUACCGCUCGGAAUGCCGGACAUAUGCCCCGUCGCAGACGAGAAGAUGCGGUAUACUCGGACCGCUCUCGGGCGGCGGAUUUUGGUACAUGCAAACGCCAUCCGGUUAACGGCCAUGAAUAUCCCCUUCUCCACCAUGAGGUUCCCCUCCGUCUUUGUGUCUGCCUAUAUUUAUCGCGCAGGAUUGGCUAUGCUUGCCUACGUGCUGGGCAAAGCCAACGAGGCUUUCAAUGAGAAUGCAGAAGCUUUUGAACUAUCUACACAGAUGGACUUUGACAGCAUGGAUAUCAACAAUCACCCAGCCAUGUCGUCCAUGGCUCACAACGCAUACGAAUACACUUCGGAUAGCGCCGCAAAACGCUUCAUCACCGAAGGAGGUCCUGUCACCCUGAAUCACAACCCCUUACAACUAGACGAUAUCGCAUGUUUCGUCAGCUGGCUCCGACCCUUUGGGGAGGUCUUUGGAGUCGCUAAUACCAUGGCUGAUGACUUGGAGUCGCGCAUACAGGACGCGGCCUGAAACAUCGCUAGAUAUUCUAUCGACCGUAAUGAGAUUAGACGUUGUAAAUUAUGCACCACAUCGUUAAUAGGAAUAUGUCUCCGUGC